CAAAGCUGCGGGAGAGGCGGCAGUCCAUGCAUCCUGCUAGAUGAAACAGUAGAAAACUUUGUGUAAACGUACACAGUAUCAGCAGGGAAUCCAUCGAAAGACGCAAAUGAAAGAAUCUACGGAUUACUCCGUUUGCGUUUUUUUCCGUGCGUAAAACAUCUGUUUACUGGACUAUGCGCAAACUUGUCGCUUCUGUACAACCUACACGUCUUUUGAGAGUUGGCCUUUUUAGUGUCACAUUCACAUUUUGAGAAGUGGACGUUUCAAUGAGCCUUUUUAUGCGACUGUUACGGGCUGCAGACUGAAAAAAGAGGCACCAUUAUAUUCGCUUGGAGUCGAUGAGGAUUUCGGAGACUGCAGACAUGGGGCCGUUUGUCAUCUGCGCGCUUCUGCUGUUAAAAGUUACUCUUGGAGAUGCCUGCACCAGUGGCCAGUUCACUGAAUCGGGGCAGUGUUGCAGUCUGUGUCCUGCUGGCUCCGAAGUGCUGGUAGAGUGUGGGAAAGAGGAUACCAAGUGCACACCAUGCCCAAAGGGAAAGUUUUCUUCAUCGGAUGGCCUCGGCCCCUGCAAACCAUGUACAACGUGCCCGUCUCGUAUUCCCACGCAUGCCUCUUGUUCUGCCACUCAAGACACACAAUGUAAAUGUCACAACGGCUUCUUCUUUUUGAGUCAAUUCGGCCUGUGUGCACCUUGCUCUAAAUGCACUCAGGCUGGCGAGGGUGUUACUAGGGAGUGUGGCCUGCAGGGAGACACGAAAUGCGAGAUCUGCGCCUCGGGAACUUUUUCAGAGGAGCUUAUCAGCACCAAACCCUGCAAUAACUGCACCCAGUGCUCCGACAGCGAGGUGGAGAUCCGACCCUGCAUGCCCUACUCCGACACACUGUGCAUGGAUAAGAAGCUGCACAUUCUGUCUCGUCCUCCUCUGGAUGGGUCUGAUACCCCUCAAUGGCCAGGUGCUAAUGAGGAGGAGACAAGUUCUGCCACUGGAACGCCAAAGUUCACCCCGCCGGAUGAAGGAAGCAGCAACAACAUCCUGGUCUACGUGUCUGUUCUGGCUGCCGUGGUGCUGGGUCUGAUUGUUUAUGUUGCUUAUAAAUGCUGGAGAUCCUGUAAACAGAAGAGGGCUCUCUCUAAGGCCCGUGCGGCUGAGUUGGGAGCAUCUCCAGAGGGAGAAAAGCUUCAAAGUGACAGCGGUGUUUUUCUGGACUCUCACAGCAUUCAGGACAACCAGCCCAGCAAAGGUACGAAGAGGGACAGCAAGCAGGACAACCGUCUGUACAUUAACCUACCACCCAACAGACAGGAAGAGGUGGAGUGCCUCCUGCAGGAGAGAGAGGGCCGAGGGUGGAGGCAGCUGGGCGCGGCGCUGGGCUAUGAACCUGAACAGCUGGACUUGUUUGGGCGUGGAGAGGCCGCUGCUCACACACUCCUCUCUAACUGGGCCCAGAAAGAAGGCUCCUCUCUGGGACUGCUGUGUUCUGCACUGGCCCGCAUUGAGAGGCCUGAUGUGGUCACAGCUCUGAACAGCCCCACGCAAGGUGUUUCUGUGGUUUGACGGCCCCUCAAACACACACACAUGACACUAAAAGACUCAAGUGAAGAACUUUCAUUGAAAUGACAAGGCAGGCACUCUGAAAUCGAAACCCCUGUCACUCAUGUUCCUCAUUGCUUUGUUGAACACUUAUAAGAGAACAAAAAACCUUUUCUCUGCCCCAGUUUAUGUGACCGAUUGAUUUUGUAUGAAUCCAAAUUCACGACAUAAUUUUGUGCAAAGUUCUACCAUCGCUGCAGAACAUAUACCAACUUUUCCAGUGAAAAUGAAAACUGACCAUAUACAACCUCUCAUUGCGGGUACUGAGGGAAAAACAUGUUCAAUUCUAGUAAAGCCUAAAUGCCUUUCUCAAUGCACACUGCAAAAAAACAUGUUCAUUUUGUAUUGGAACUAUAAUGGCAUCCACUUCCACAACAGUAAGUAUAUUUAUAAUCUUGUUUACAACAACACAAAUCAUUUGUUUACACGUGUUGCAGAAGUGUGAUUAUUUAUAAAAAAUGUUGUUUACACACUAUUUGGGAAGUAAUCAGACUUAUCCUCUUCCCAAUAUGAACAACAAUCAGCCUUCCAUGUUCUUCUGUAAACACAUAUAGCUUAGAUCAUGUUGUUUGUAGUCUAGCCAACCUUGUUUUAUGAACUCAACUUCAGAAACUUCUUUGGUAUUGUGGUUGGUUUUGGCCAGACCUUUCAACGACACUGCUCUCCAACAUGAUGUGACUUUCCCUAUUUGGGAUCAUUUUCCAUGUAGUACUUCAAAAAAGAGAAAUAAAACUCCAAAGAAACAUUAAGGGUUUUUCAUGACUCACGAACCAAUCUUUCCCGAUGACGCCUGCAGUUAAGAGGAGUGUAGAUAGAAACUACGCACUACAUUGUUUUUUAAGUUUGUCGCCUUGAUCUUUUAUUCUUCUUUUGCUGCAGUCACUACGUUGCCUUGGUAUUUACUGUAUAUACAUUGAGGACAUAAAUAAGCACCAGUGAUGUUUCAACUACCAUCAGAAGACACGAAAAUGAAGCAUUCUGUGUUAGCUCUUCCUAAUAAUCACAUAUGCUUGUAAAUAUCUUAAAUACUGUUUGUUUUUGUAAGUCAUGGCUUAAAGUGAAAUCAUUUAUGAACUUUGAAGACUGAAAACAGGGAAUACAAAGGAAUCUAUUCUACUAAAGUGAAUUAAACACAGCUCCAUUAUGUCACCUUGAUUUCGUUUAAUAGGAACAAAGAGAAAAGUAUCCAAAGACACCGCUGACAUCAAUGUUUGUGUCCAAGUUUCCAUCUUGCUUUUGUAUUUAUUUCAUCAGCAUUUCAAAUAUAAAACAAAUGAGAACCAUGGAUAUCUGCGGUGUACAACCUACACUGUCAUAGUCUCAAAUGGUUUGAAAUUGUUUGAACGCCAGCCAUGUUUGGUUUUGUGUAUAUAUUUCCUAAUUGUAUGCCUCAAUGUGUUUUUGUAAGAGUUUUAUUCAUUUAAUAAAUAACUUUGAUAA
This is a messenger RNA of Eleginops maclovinus (Patagonian blennie), 3032 nucleotides long. RefSeq names its product neurotrophin receptor associated death domain (gene nradd). The coding region runs from base 339 to 1556 and encodes 405 amino acids. The transcript is spliced from 6 exons. NCBI's taxonomy places the organism in Eukaryota, Metazoa, Chordata, Actinopteri, Perciformes, Eleginopidae. Gene Ontology annotation, cellular component: plasma membrane; cell surface. The record is from RefSeq and is a predicted model, not a curated record. Gene Ontology annotation, biological process: Rho protein signal transduction. Gene Ontology annotation, molecular function: nerve growth factor binding; death receptor activity; coreceptor activity.